AUGACUUCUCAUCGUUCUUUCCAUAAUAGCAAUCAUCACCAACGAGGCUAUAAUUCGCGUACACGCCCCAAUUAUCUGCCUUCUAGUCAAUAUAAUCUUGAUGAUUAUGUUAAUCCAAACGCAUAUGAUGCAUCGUUUGCUCAAUAUGAGUACAGUCCUCGACAAUUUAGAAAUGGCAAUUAUCAACAACGAGGCUAUAAUUUGCGUAGACGCUCCAACUAUCAGACAUCUAGACAAUAUAAUCUCGAUGAUUAUGUUAAUCCAAACGCAUAUGAUGCAUCGUUUGCUCAAUAUGAGUGCAUUGCUCGACAAUUUAGGAAUGGCAAUCAUCAACAACGAGGCAAUAAUUCGCGUAGACACCCCAAUUAUCAGACUUCUAGACAAUAUAAUAUUGAUGAUUAUGUUAAUCCAAACGCAUAUGAUGCAUCGUUUGCUCAAUAUGAGUACACUGAUCGACAAUUUAGGAAUGGCUAUCAUCAACAACGUCAACAACAACAAGGCUAUAAUUCACGUAAUGCUCCAAGACGCCCCAAUUAUCAGCCUUCUAGACAAGAAAUUCGAGAUUUCGUUUUCGUCCUCGAUCAUGAGGAUGAUCAUGGUGAUGUACUGAAGCAUUUGAAAAUAAGAAUUCAUCAUGCUCCUGAAGUAGUAGCACCUGAUGUAGAAUCAGAUAUCUGUGCUAUAUGUCAAUCUGAAUAUGAAAACGAAGAGAAUAUUGGAGCGUUGCAAUGUGGACACGAGUAUCAUACAGAUUGCAUCAAACAAUGGCUGAUGAGGAAGACAGAUUGUCCGAUGUGCAGAGCUUUAGUUUUGCCUUCACAAGAACAGAAACUAUAG
Solanum stenotomum is the source of this 837-nucleotide messenger RNA. RefSeq lists its product as uncharacterized. The coding region runs from base 1 to 837 and encodes 278 amino acids. The transcript is spliced from 2 exons. The record is from RefSeq and is a predicted model, not a curated record. Gene Ontology annotation, molecular function: ubiquitin protein ligase activity. Lineage: Eukaryota; Viridiplantae; Streptophyta; Magnoliopsida; Solanales; Solanaceae. Gene Ontology annotation, cellular component: nucleus.